ACUUGUAGUAUUAUAUAUGAGUGUAUAUAUAGGGGUCUUUGUAGUGUUAUAUUUGAGUGUAUAUAUAUAGGGGGUACUUGUAGCAGUAUAUAUGAGUGUAUGUAUAUGGGGUCUUGGUGUAUACAGGAGUCCCAGUAGUUCCUGUCAGGACUCUGUACACACCAGGCGCUGUCAUAGAUCUCAGUGUUAUACAGAGCAGCAUUGUAGAGAGAGAUACAGAGCAGAGUGUGCGGGGUCCGGGACAUUGAGGGUCACUCGUCUUCCUUUUGGAGGUCUUCAGCCCUUGUUGACGGAGAGGACACCAGGACCUGAGGACUGGAGACCCCUGGAUACUUUACACUCCUCACCUCUCAGCCCCGGCUCCAACAGGGAAAUGGCUUUCACAUGACAAUAAGUUGAGGUUACCUGGGGACUGCAAUGGCAAAACCCACGUUGGAGACAUUACCACUACAGCGACAGCCUCUCCUGCCCUUUUUCCACUGUAGAAAUGAGGCCGUGGGCCUCCACAAUCCAUAGCAGGGACAGCGGUUAUCAGCUUACACAGCCUCAGCCUGACAUUGUGCUUCAUGCCACACGUUCUCCACAUCCUUCUUCAGAUCCCAGACACCAGAAAGGAGAAGGAUGAAUCACUACAUCCGCUGCCUACUGCUGCUAGGCUUCGUCUUGGACACAUCCACUUAUGGGCCCAACACCCGGGCCCAGAAGAAGGGAGACAUCAUACUUGGGGGACUCUUCCCCAUUCAUUUUGGAGUUAACUCUAAAGAUGAGAUCUUGGAGUCAAGACCAGAGUCCCUGGAGUGUAACAGGUAUGAACGAUACAACUUCCGCGGCUUCCGCUGGUUACAGGCCAUGAUAUUCGCAAUCGAAGAAAUUAACAACUCCACCACCCUGCUGCCCAACAUCACCCUCGGGUACAGGAUCUUCGACACUUGUAACACGGUAUCCAAGGCCCUGGAGGCCACGCUCAGCUUCGUGGCUCAGAACAAGAUCGACUCCCUGAACCUGGACGACUUCUGUAAUUGUUCAGAGCACAUGCCCUCCACCAUAGCUGUGGUAGGGGCCACCGGCUCCGGAAUAUCUACCGCAGUGGCCAAUCUGCUGGGACUUUUCCAUAUACCUCAGGUUAGUUAUGCCUCCUCUAGUCGCCUUCUAAGCAACAAAAAUCAGUACAAAUCAUUUUUGAGGACCAUGCCCAAUGAUGAGCACCAAGCCACGGCCAUGGCGGACAUCAUAGAUUAUUUCCAAUGGAACUGGGUGGGAACCAUCGCUGCCGAUGAUGAUUACGGACGCCCAGGGAUCGAGAAGUUUCGGGAAGAAGCGGAAGAGCGAGAUAUCUGCAUAGACUUCAGUGAGCUCAUCUCACAGUAUUCACCGAUAGAGGAGAUCGAGAAACUGGUCACCAUCAUCCAAAACUCAUCAGCUAGGGUCAUUGUGGUUUUCUCCAGUGGCCCAGACCUCGAGCCCCUCAUCAAGGAGAUCGUCAAGCGCAAUGUUACCGGGCGCAUCUGGCUCGCCAGCGAGGCCUGGGCCAGCUCUUCACUCAUCGCCAUUCCGGAAUACUUCCAUGUCAUUGGAGGCACCAUCGGCUUUGCCUUGCGGGCAGGACAGAUUCCUGGGUUUCGUGAAUUCCUCCAAAAAGUUCACCCUAGAAUGUCCAACAGCAAUGGCUUUCUCAAAGAAUUCUGGGAGGAAACGUUUAACUGUUACAUGCCAGUGGGAUCUAAGAAGAAUGUGGAAUACAGUAACAUUACAGCCUGUACGGGACAGGAGAAUAUCACCAGUGUGGAGACCCCCUACCUGGAUUAUACCCAUUUGCGAAUAUCUUACAAUGUUUAUUUAGCUGUCUACUCCAUCGCGCAUGCGCUGCAAGACAUAUACACAUGUACACCUGGAAAAGGGCUCUUCGCCAACGGAUCGUGUGCAGAUAUCAAGAAGGUGGAAGCUUGGCAGGUCCUGAAACACUUGCGUCACCUGAAUUUCACCAAUAAUAUCGGGGAACAGGUGGAUUUCAAUGAUUUCGGGGAUCUGGUGGGGAAUUACACCAUUAUAAACUGGCACCUGACGAAGGAGGACGGAUCAGAUGAAGUCGUCUUUGAAGACAUUGGGCACUACAACGUCUACGCCAAGAAGGGCGAACGCCUGUUUAUCAAUGAGAGCAAAAUCUUGUGGAGCGGAUUUUCCAGAGAGGUCCCAUUUUCAAACUGCAGUCGAAUCUGCCAGGAGGGCACUCGGAAGGGCAUCAUUGAAGGGGAGCCCACCUGCUGCUUUAUCUGUGAGGACUGUCCAGAUGGGGAGUACUCUGACGAGACAGAUGCGAGUGCCUGUGAGAAAUGUGCCACAGAUUAUUGGUCCAACGAAAACCACACGUUCUGCAUCGCCAAAGAGAUAGAGUUCCUAUCCUGGACCGAGCCCUUCGGGAUAGCCCUGACAAUGUUCGCCAUCUUGGGAAUAUGUCUAACGUCCUUUGUCUUUAGCGUCUUCAUCAAGUUCCGCAACACUCCUAUCGUGAAGGCCACCAACCGCGAGCUCUCAUAUCUCCUCCUCUUCUCCUUGUUGUGUUGCUUCUCUAGUUCUUUAUUUUUUAUUGGAGAACCCAAGGACUGGACUUGUCAGCUACGCCAGGCGGCAUUUGGUAUCAGCUUUGUCCUGUGCAUUUCGUGCAUCUUGGUGAAGACCAACCGCAUCUUGCUUGUGUUUGAGGCCAAGAUCCCCACCAGCUUUCAGCGGAAAUGGUGGGGCUUAAACCUCCAGUUUCUUCUCGUGUUCCUCUGUACUUUCGUCCAAAUUGUGACCUGCAUCAUCUGGCUUUACACUGCACCCCCCAAGAGUGCUAAAAACCAUGAAGAUGAGAUCAUUUUUGUCAUAUGUAACGAGGGGUCAUUGAUGGCGCUCGGGUUCCUGAUCGGCUAUACUUGCCUUCUCGCAGCGAUUUGCUUCUUCUUUGCCUUCAAAGCCCGAAAACUGCCGGAAAAUUUCAAUGAAGCCAAGUUCAUCACUUUCAGCAUGCUCAUAUUCUUCAUUGUUUGGAUCUCCUUCAUUCCGGCUUACGUAAGCACCUAUGGGAAAUACGUCUCAGCUGUUGAGGUCAUCGCCAUCCUGGCUUCCAGUUUUGGCUUGCUGACAUGCAUCUUUUUUAAUAAAGUCUACAUCAUCUUGUUUAAACCAUCCCGAAACACCAUUGAAGAGGUCCGGUGCAGCACGGUAGCUCAUGCAUUCAAGGUAGCGGCCAGAGCCACUCUGAGGCGUAGCAAUGUGUCCCACAAAAGGUCUAACAGCUUGGGAGGGUCUUCAGGUUCCACUCCAUCAUCUUCCAUCAGUAGCAAAAGCAACCACGACGAACACUUCGUAGCAGCAGAACGAGCGAGGAGCUGCAAGCAGAAGGUCAGCUUUGGUAGCGGAACUGUCACUUUGUCUCUCAGCUUUGAUGAACCUUCAAAAAACUCUGUGUCCAACAAGGUGUCGAGACCCAAGAACUCGCUGGAGGCAAAAAACAGUGAUGACAGUAUGUCGAGGCACAAGGCUUUGCUUCCGCUGCAAAAUAGCGACGUAGGCAGCGAAUCCAGCUUCAGAACAGCCUCCAAUAUCGAGGAGUCUGAGUCACAGGAUUAUGGUGGUCAGGCCUACAUGGACAAACCUAGUAUGGUGGCUUCUUCAAUUCAGGAUGAGAAACUGAAGAAUGAUGUUGAUGGGUCAAUCACAGAUAACAUGAUGAACUCCUAAGAACUAGGAGACGGCCAUAGAAUUUAACUGAUGUAUAUUCAGUUUUGACCAUAAAGGGGUACUCCGCCCCUAGGCAUCUUAACCCCUAUCCAAAGGAUAGGGGAUAAGAUGUCUGAUCGCGGGGGUCCCGCCGCUGGGGACUCCCGCAAUCACCCUGCUGCACCCGGCAUUCGUUUAGAGCAUCGGGUACAGCGCCUGAGCACCGGAGGCUCAUGAUGUCAUGGCCAUCACCCCCCUCCCAUAGACUUUCAUUGAGGGGGCGUGGCAGUGACUGCACGAGCCUCCGCCCCACAUUGACAGUCAUGGACAGAGCAAAGUUCGCUCCGUGCACCGGAUGUCUGGGGUGACGCAGCCGAGAUCACAAGGGUCCCAGCGGCGGGACCCCCGCAGUCAGACAUCUUAUGCCCUAUCCUUUGGAUAGGGGAUAUGAUGUCUAGGGGCGGAGUACCCCUUCAAAGACAGUCGGUGUUGAUCAGAAGACGAAGGAUACUCUUUGGAAGCGUUGGUGGAUCCUCAGAAGGAACAUUCACCAGAUUUACCGGAGACUUCUCUCUCCAUUUGUGUCUUAAUGUUGAAUGAACCUGUAGCGUUACGUGCUUUUAUCUUGUUUUGGUCACAUAUCCUUCCCACUGCCAACCAUAUUCUGGCUCAAUGUGAUAUGUAACUGGAUGAUCUAUCUAGGCCAUGGUUUAGUUAUGGGUGAAGUAUUGUCUUAUGAUGCCUAUAACUGUGUAUUGCCCUUUACCACCACCCAGACCAGAACCUCUUCUUGUAGGUGAGUCUUUCUGAAAAUUCAGAAUAGGAUGUAUAUAUAUAUAUGUGGAACUCUAUAUAUGGAAAUCUGUUGUCACCCAAGUUAUUAUGAGAUACAUAUCAUAGUCUAUGAAUCACAUGGGGUAUUAUUUCUAUGCUAAUUUAUUGGUUUGUACAUUUCAGGUGGUGUAGUGGUCAGUAUUCCUGCCAUGCAGUGCUAGGGGUAAUUCCAGGGCCACCAUCUGCAUGGAGUGUGUAUGUUCUCCUUAAUAUUGGCUUCCUCUAGACCAGACUUUGAAUAUACACUAGUUAAAGGGGUGCUCCGCCCCUAGACAUCUUAUCCCCUAUUCAAAGGAUAGGGGAUAAGAUGUCUGAUCGCGGGAGUCCCCGCCGCUGGGAACCCCCGCGAUCACACCGCUGCACCCUGCGUUCGUUUAGAGCGUCGGGUGCAGCUCCGGAGGCUCGUGACAUCACGAUCACGCCUGCUAGUGAUGUCACGGUCAUGCCCCCUCAAUGCAAGUCUAUGGGAGGGGACGUGGCCGUGACAUCACGAGCCGGGCAUGACCAUGACUUUUCCAGCCUCUGCCCGGCAUCGCCAGUCAAUCGGCAUGGAGCGAAGUUCGCUCUGUGCAUCGGAUGUCUGGGGUGCCACAGCCGAAAUCGCGGGGAUUCCCAGCGGCGGGACCCCCCGUGAUCAGACUUCUUAUCCCCUAUCCUUUGGAUAGGGGAUAAGAUGUCUAGGGGCGGAGUACCCCUUUUACAGAUCCCCCUCCCCCAAGCUUCAUAGAUUCUGACCCAUUGAGGACCCAGUUUCCACACUCCUCCGUCUUAUUGUUUUUGGAGGAAUCUUAUCUGCAUGCAGAGUGUUGUCGCCUCCCUUUAUUUUUUGGUCAUGACUCUUCACAGUCAGAAGAUCUGAUCCUGCACUGAAGAGAUCAAACAAGGCCGAAGCCGUUUGUGUUCUUGUGGACCUUCUAAUCGUGUGACGCUAAAAACCCUAUGGUGUUGUAUAAAUAUUACUGUUCUAUAUAAUGUCCCUCGUAAUGCAGCUUGGAGACCCCCCAACGUCUCCUGAUUGUUUAGUUCAGCUACAUGAAAACAUUUAAUAAAAACCUUGCUUUAUUUU
Hyla sarda is the source of this 5599-nucleotide messenger RNA. RefSeq names its product calcium sensing receptor (gene CASR). Gene Ontology annotation, biological process: detection of calcium ion; G protein-coupled receptor signaling pathway; regulation of calcium ion transport. NCBI's taxonomy places the organism in Eukaryota, Metazoa, Chordata, Amphibia, Anura, Hylidae. The transcript is spliced from 7 exons. Gene Ontology annotation, cellular component: membrane. The record is from RefSeq and is a predicted model, not a curated record. Gene Ontology annotation, molecular function: calcium ion binding; G protein-coupled receptor activity. Bases 622 to 3720 code for a protein of 1032 amino acids.